Messenger RNA from Schistocerca nitens (vagrant locust), 751 nucleotides. RefSeq names its product venom protease-like. Gene Ontology annotation, molecular function: serine-type endopeptidase activity. NCBI's taxonomy places the organism in Eukaryota, Metazoa, Arthropoda, Insecta, Orthoptera, Acrididae. Gene Ontology annotation, biological process: proteolysis. The transcript is spliced from 6 exons. The record is from RefSeq and is a predicted model, not a curated record. Bases 1 to 678 code for a protein of 225 amino acids.
AUGCCCGACAAACUUCUGACGGGCAGUUGCAGCAGCAGCCAUGGAUGUGAGUGUCGUAUACUCGCUGGUACCUGCUCUGUUGGUAGUUAUGGCGAACGAGGGUUCAAAAAACUGGCCAUCCGCCUGGGAACCAACCAGCGGACUCAGAAGGAUACAAACACCUGGACCGCCGUCUCCACCUGGAGCAAGGCGCACCCUGACUACGACUUCGACAGCCAUAAUGAAAACGAUGUGGCUCUCGCGUUCCUGCCUGAGAAAGCUCCUCUGGGCGCUUGCAUCAAGACAGUGCCGCUACCUCUCAAAGCCGACGUCAAUAAAACCUACGUGGGACAGCGUCCUCUCAUCAGUGGCUGGGGACGGACCUCUAACACCUCAGAAUAUCCAGAGAACCUUCGAUGGAUUCGAGUGACGGUUAUUCCCAAUGAUGUUUGCUCAGUGAUCUACGGCCCAGGUGUCAUUAGAGAUAGUACGCUGUGUGCUGCAAGUAAUACACCUGGCAUAUGCUGGGGUGACCACGGCGGUGCCCUUGUUCUCAAGACUGAGGAAGGCUACACACAGAUCGGUGUGGCCAGCUAUUGCGGCGGGGACUGCCACUCAGAGGGGACACCUGCUGGGUACUCCAGAGUGACCUCCUACCUCAACUGGAUCGCCACAACCGGCGAGAUCACUCUUCCGUGAGAAGACGGUAUCACCUGCGACAGGUUUCCGUUCUGGUUCCAUCUCAGUGCUCAGUUAAUUUGAAAUGGAUUUC